ACGUCACACAAAACACGUGUGUUCUGGAGACGCACGUUAGAGCUGAAAUAUAUCUGCUCUGUUUAUUUGCAGCAGUUUUUAUAUUAAGUUUUGCCGAGGGACAAAAAGCAGACACCGCUGCCAUGGGCGGAUUACAAAAGAAGAAGUAUGAGAGCGGAUCAGCCACUAACUACAUCACCAGGAAUAAAGCUCGUAAGAAGCUGAGUCUGAGUCUGGCUGAUUUCAGGCGGUUAUGCAUAUUGAAAGGAAUUUAUCCUCAUGAGCCCAAACACAAAAAGAAGGUCAACAAGGGCUCGACGGCUGCUAGAACUUACUAUCUGCUGAAAGACAUCCGCUUCCUGCUGCAUGAACCCAUCGUUGGCAAAUUCAGAGAGUAUAAGAUCUUUGUCCGGAAGCUGCGGAAAGCAUAUGGGAAGGCUGAGUGGAGCGCAGUGGAGAGACUGAAAGAAAAUAAGCCUGGCUACAAACUGGACCACAUCAUCAAGGAGAGGUAUCCCACAUUCAUUGAUGCUCUCCGAGAUGUGGACGAUGCCCUUUCUAUGUGUUUUCUGUUCUCUACAUUCGCUCGUACAGGAAAAUGCCACGUUCAGACAAUUCAGCUGUGCCGGAGACUCAGUGUUGAGUGGAUGAACUACAUCAUCUCCUCACGCUCCCUAAGAAAGGUUUUUCUUUCUAUUAAGGGUAUUUACUAUCAGGCAGAGGUUCUGGGACAGACCGUCACAUGGAUCGUACCAUAUCAGUUUGCCCAUAAUCACCCUACAGAUGUGGACUACAGAGUUAUGGCCACAUUCACAGAGCUCUACACAACGCUGCUCGGUUUUGUCAACUUCCGUCUUUACCAGACUCUCAACCUUGUCUACCCGCCCAAGCUUGAUGGACAAGGAGAGAUGAGUCUCAAAGCAGAGUUUGAAGAAGAUUACGCCCUGGAAUCAGAAAGCUACACUGAGAAACUGUCAGCGUUGAGUGCCAGUCUGGCUCGUAUGGUGGCAUCCGUGGAGGAGGAGGAGGCAGAGCUGGACCACUUUCCUACUGAAGGGGAGGAUCAGGAGAAAAUGGAGGUGAGGGAGAAGAUGGAGCAGCAGCAGAGCAAACAGAAGAAACUCUUCGAAGGCCUCAAGUUUUUCCUAAACAGAGAAGUUCCCAGGGAAUCGCUGGCGUUUGUGAUCAGGUGUUUUGGUGGAGAGGUGUCUUGGGAUAAAUCCCUGUGCAUCGGCAGCACAUAUGAAGCCACAGAUGAAACCAUCACGCAUCACAUUGUGGACAGACCCAGCAUGGACAAACAGUAUAUCAACAGAUACUACAUUCAGCCCCAGUGGGUGUAUGACUCUGUCAAUGCUAAAAUACAGUUACCUGUAGAGGAGUAUUUUCUGGGAGUCACACUGCCGCCUCAUCUGUCUCCGUUUGUGGAGGAGACUGAAGGAGAUUAUGUGCCACCGGAGAAACUCAAGCUCAUGGCCCUGCAGAGAGGAGAGAAACCACAAGCGGAAGAAGACGAGGAAGAGGAAGGAGAUGAAGAAGAGGAGGAUGAAGAAGAUGAAGAGGAAGAUGAGCAGAGCGAGAAUGAGGAGGAGGCAGAAGAUGAAGCAAAUCUAGCUGAAAUGGAGGAGAAGAGAUCUCAGGGAAAGAGCCUCUCAGUAAAGGUGACCCCUGGUAAAGCUAAAGCAGAGAACCGUGUGAGAGCAGCAGAGGAGGAGAAAGCAGAAGAGAAGAGACUGGCCAUUAUGAUGAUGAAGAAGAAAGAGAAAUAUCUCUAUGACAAGAUCAUGUUCGGCAAGAAGAGAAAAGUCAGAGAGGCUAACAAACUGGCUGCCAAGAGGAAAGCUCACGAUGACGCCAGCAAAGCAGACAAGAAGAAGAAGAAGAAGUGCUAAAGGACUUAUUUUUAUAUGUAAUAAAUGUGCUUUUUCUCAGUCAAGAGAUUUGAGCAGUGUUUGUUAUUUCAGCUCACAAUUUCAUCAUAUGAAGGGACAGUUCACCCAAAAAUGAACAUUUCCUGAUUGUUUAUUUGCACUCAAGUGGUUCAAAGUUUUAUGAGUUUUAUCGAUCUGUUGAACACAAAAGAAGAUAUUUUGAAGAAUGUUGGGAAAAAAGCAGCCAUUGACAUCUAUAUAGUGGGAACUAAAAAUACUGGAAGUCAAUCGCUCAUUCGCUCCACAUUCUUCACAAUAUCUUCUUUUGUGGAGAGAAACUCAAACAGGUUUGGAACUAGUGAGGGGUGAGUGAAUGAUGAAAAAAUUUUCAUUUUUGAGUGACUGUCUGUUUAAUGGAGAUUAUCGACGAUUCAGUGACUAUCAGGCUUUCAUGCUGUGUUUCUUGCCUUGUUAUCGUGUCAGUCUUACCUUUGACACAUUUCUAAUUAAAAAAAGAUGAUGAUUACUGUUAA
Messenger RNA from Danio aesculapii, 2383 nucleotides. It is a transcript of the gene pes1, whose product is annotated as pescadillo. Gene Ontology annotation, biological process: maturation of LSU-rRNA from tricistronic rRNA transcript (SSU-rRNA, 5.8S rRNA, LSU-rRNA); ribosome biogenesis. The record is from RefSeq and is a predicted model, not a curated record. Gene Ontology annotation, molecular function: RNA binding. Lineage: Eukaryota; Metazoa; Chordata; Actinopteri; Cypriniformes; Danionidae. Gene Ontology annotation, cellular component: nucleolus; PeBoW complex. The transcript has 15 exons. The coding region runs from base 123 to 1871 and encodes 582 amino acids.